Messenger RNA from Dermacentor silvarum, 3470 nucleotides. RefSeq names its product DNA polymerase lambda-like. Gene Ontology annotation, biological process: double-strand break repair via nonhomologous end joining. The record is from RefSeq and is a predicted model, not a curated record. Bases 286 to 1746 code for a protein of 486 amino acids. NCBI's taxonomy places the organism in Eukaryota, Metazoa, Arthropoda, Arachnida, Ixodida, Ixodidae. The transcript has 9 exons. Gene Ontology annotation, molecular function: DNA-directed DNA polymerase activity; DNA binding. Gene Ontology annotation, cellular component: nucleus.
GUGAUGUAUUCUCGGCGAACGACGCGGGUUUUGGUUUGUGUCAUGAAUGAACCACUUACUACAUUCUGUAAAGUUGGGAAGAGUAUCGUCGGUUUGGUUGGUUCGGGCUCGGCGUCGUGGCAUAGUUAAUUAUGCAGCCAUGCUUGCGAUGGCUUUAAGGGACAUUGAGGAGCAGCAGGAGCCAUGUCACUGUGCGCAUGAACGGCUGGUGCCAGCAUCGGUGUCUAUGUGUUCGUCGACUGUGCCCGACUGUGCGCGUCCGAUCGCUGUGGAUAUAUCAGUACGAUGUUUUCAGGAGCUCGCAUAUUUAUUGUGCCUACAGGCAUUGGGGGCCCACGGGUGAAACUUUAUAAGAGUAAAGCAGCGGAGCACGGGGCUACAGUUGUGAGUGACGAAAAAUUGGCCACACACGUAGUCGUGGGGGAGUCGCUGGACGGAUACCGUAUUUCUAAAAUUGUGGACUCAGCAAACUUGCCUACAUCCGUGAAAAUCGUAAAAUGCACGUGGUUAAGCGAGUGCUUGAAAAGCAGAUCGUUGCUCGAAACAACAACGUACGAGCUGCACUGCACGCCAUCGCCGAGUGCUUCCACUAUGUUCUGCCAAGAUUCUAACGGUGCCCCUUCUAAGCGGGCAAGACUUUCUCGUGAGCUUGCAGAUAGCGCACCUCAGCCUGGUGGCUCCCGGAGCGCCGAAUCCUCGAUACUGCAGAAAACAGUAGCUUCGGACAAGUGGGUGUGCGCAGUUGCUUCCACCGACAUUCCUGUGAACAAGAAUUCCCACAUAACUGACCAAUUGGAGGCCAUGGUUGAAACCUACCAAAGCACUAAAGACCACUGGAGAGCCCUUGGUUAUGAAAAAGCCGUCAUGCAGCUCAAGCGACAUUCUACAGAAAUCACGACAUGGGAGGAAGCAAGGGCCCUGCCUAACGUUGGGAAAAGGUUGGCAGACAAGAUUUGGGAGAUUGUUCAGCAGGGCAGGCUCCAAAAACUGGAGGAAUUCCAAAGCCAGGAGCAUCUUGUUGCACAGAACCUGUUCACAAAAAUAUGGGGUGCUGGGCCAUCAACAGCACAAAAGUGGGUUCAGCAGGGUUUUCGUUCACUGGAAGAACUUGCUGCCAAGGGAAAUCUGAGUAGCCAACAGAAGAUUGGGCUCAAGCACUUCCAUGACUUCCUUGACAAGAUGCCAUAUGCUGAAGCUGGGCUGAUUGCAGACACAGUGAAGACAGCUGCCCUGUCGAUCCAGCCUGGACUCGAGGUGAUUCCAUGUGGUUCCUAUCGCAGAGGCAGAGCCAUGUGUGGUGAUGUUGACGUCCUGAUCACACACCCUGACGGCAAGUCUCAUGAGGGUGUGCUCUGCAAGAUUCUUCAGAUCCUUCACGAAAGCAACUUUCUAACUGACGACCUCGCUGUACCACAUGAGGUUGGCAGUCCCAGGAAGUACAUGGGUGUUUGCAGGAUACCAGAAGAAGGCAGUAAGCAUCGUCGGCUGGACAUUUUUGUGGUUCCCCAGGAGGAAUUUGCCUGUUCUCUGCUAGCCUUCACUGGUUCUGCCCAUUUUAAUCGUUCCAUGCGCCUCCUGGCACGUCGCAAGGGCAUGUCCCUCAAUGACCAUGGCCUUUAUGCAGAUGUUUGCAGAACGGGGGAAGAGAAGAUAGGCCACGGAAAACGACUUCCCACGCCAACAGAGGAAUCUAUUUUCGAACACCUUGGGCUUGAAUACCGACCUCCUGAAGAGCGAGACCACUAGCUAUGUAGUUUUAUAGAGUUUAUGUCUUUAAAAUUUAUAAUGUAUUCACUUUUAGAUGUAUAUUCUUGGAAGUGAAUUUCUGAAAGAAUGUGUGAUUUGUUUAUCAAUGAGCCUCUAUAAAAUACAAGAUUUUAUAUAUCAUGUAUUGGGAGAGCAUGCCAAUAUAUGCAUCUGUCAGUAGAUGGUGAAGUUCAGUCGGACAGGUAUUGUUUAGAAGACAACACUUGAAUGAACACGUUUGUGCUAUUGCAUUACACUUAAUGCAAUGAUAGCAUGUAAAAUGCCAAAUGAAUGUGAAGAUGCAUGAUCCCAGCAUGGUGAGAAAAGAUUUACUGGGUGUUGCAGUAAUUUCUAUUCACUUGUAUUGAGUCUUUCUUGCGCAUGUGUAUGUGUGCAUGUGAGUGAGUGACCAAAUGAGCGUGUGCCUGCUUGAAUGCAUGGCAGCAUGGUACACGUCUAUGUGUAUCAGACUGCACCACAGGGGUAGGUAUUCUGUAAUUGUCCACCUAGUGGACAUCACCAUUUCCUCUGCAGCUGAAAUUCUGUUUAGCUGGGCUGAUUGGCUGGGCAUGAGAAAGAGACAGGUGCCCCCAGCCAAUCAGCACUUCAGAAUCUGACGAAAUGGAUAUCUCCACUUGGUGAACAUUUAGAGAGAGCACCCAUCUGGAAACAGCCAUCUGGCACAUCUCCUGAUGCAUGCUCACAGAAAAUAUUGCACUUGCUAAUUUCACAUCCCAAUCACAUCCGUGAUGGGGCAUUUUUCGGACCUUGCCAAUAAGGGGGUCGCUUGGAAGUCCACUGACGUCUCCAUUGGGAUGUGUGGAUCUUUUUGGAACGUCCAUAGGACUUUUUAUGAUCCUAUUGCGCCCUGCAGGCAGUGCCGUAUGCUGUAGGUGAGGGGGUGAACGGGAGGCAGGCUAUAGUGCGUAUCUCGAAUUCUAGCCCGACCGUUGCAGCACAUGGCAUGCUUGAGCGGGCCCCCCGAGGAAUAAUUCUAAUAGAAAUAUUUUAUUGGUUUCAUCUAAUUGGAUUAUAAAACAAUAGACCUGAUACACUAAUAAAACUUAUAGCCUGUAUUGGUCUAUUCAACUAUAAAAUAGUAUGCCUGAUACACUGGUAAAACUGAUAAGCCUGUAUUUGGUCUAUUAGCUUACAGGUGUAUUGGUGUAGAUAGUAGCACUGUGUACCAAAGUGGUUUGAUCUACAAAGGUACAUUAAUUGCAUGUUCAUUCUGAGGCGAAUCUUUCUAGGUGAACCCGCCCAGACUUUGCUGAUUGUGGUUGCUGCUGCUGCCUUGCCAAAAAUCUCACACACAGGACAGCACUUACACAAUGAAUCGUGGUCUAUAUAUAUAGCCCCAUCUGUGCUACCCCUACAGAUGUGCUGGCAGCCAGCUCUGAUCUCUACGAAAUUACGCAGUGAAACAACAAAUUGUACCUAAAUAUUCCGAGUGCAACAAAUAAACAACUUGGAACGCAUAAACCCUUUAUUAAAACGACGCCUUUUCUGCCGUCAUUCUCGAUGUUUGGCGUGUCUGCUUUGUCAACUUCUUGCCAAGCUUACAAGUUAUAUCAUGACCACUACGAAUUCUAUUGAAUCUAUUGGGAUCUAUAAAUCAUUUUAUUUGUCCAAUACAGUUAAGUUUAUAUCACUACUGCUAUUGCUUUAAUUGGGACCCAUAAAGCAUUUUAUUUGUCUUAUAGAACACUAUUGCCCUGAUACAG